ACUUCGGUUGUGAUAUUAUGUACAUUAAGUGUCACUAAUUGUGUGUCAAAAUCCCCGAAAAUCCAUUGAGUAGUUUGACAAUUAAACGAUGAACAAAAUUUUUAAUUGUCAUUGACGAUCGGUGCGGUAAAUAAUUGACAAGUGGCAAUUAAUGUCAGCGUCGUGUCCGGUGUUGAUGAAAACUCGGGUGUCUAUCUGCCAGACUGUGUUGCAGUAUCAUCGUUGACGUCUGGGGGUACGUAGAAGUAGAGAAGAGAAGAACGAGCGAGGAAGAUGUUUAGUUUUCAUAAGCCGAAGGUUUAUCGGUCGACCACUGGAUGCUGCAUCUGCAAAGCCAAAUCCAGCAGCUCCCGAUUCACCGAUAGCAAACGAUAUGAAGAGGAUUUUUUCCCCUGUUUUCUACUCGAAGAGAGACGCACUGGCGAAAUCUGUAACGCUUGUGUGCUGCUUGUAAAAAGAUGGAAAAAGCUACCAGCUGGGAGCAAUCGAAAUUGGAGUCACGUUGUCGACGCACGAGCAGGACCGGGAAUCAAAUCUCUGACGAAAUUCAAGUCAAAGAACAAGAAAAAGCUGAAGGAGAAUAUGGAGAAACUCUCGAGGAAGAAGACAGCGAACAAACAGGACGAGGAUCGCGAGCAGAGCCCCGCAAUGAGCGAUGAUUUGAAUGAUGAGGAGAUGACAGGCACUGGUAGCAAAGGAUCGAGUCGAGCUGGGAGCCCCGAGGGCAGUGAUGACACAAUGAUAACAGACAAAAGACUUAAUGACACAGACUGUAAUGAAGAGAAAGAUGACUACAAUGGGUUCAUUGAUAUGGCUUAUUUCAAAAGGGAGAGAAUCUGCUGUGGAGAAAUCUUCAGAGGUCUCUACGGUGAGAUAAUAGUGGAUCCAUCCCUGAUAAAACGCUGUGCAGGUUGCCUAGCUCGUCAAAGGCGCCAGCGAGAAGCAAAUGUUCCAGCAAACACAAGUCCAUUUCAUAGUUCAGCAGCAGCCAGUCCAGCGCACAGUGCAGCCUCCUCCAGUCCAUCGCACAGUGUCGAUUCAUCCUCAGAGGCAUCAAAAACCACUGGGAAGAUCUUCAGCGACUCCUCCUCAGACUCUGGCUACGAUGAGUCUUCCAAUCCGGGUAUUGGUGAGAGUAAAAUUAUUAAAAGCUGUAGUAACAGCAUUGUCACGAGUAUCAAAGUCCAUCAGAUUAAGGCGAUACAAUUGAAGGCAGCAGCACUGUCAGAAACUGUCAGAUUGACGAGCGAUGUACCUAUUAAAUUAGUGCCCAUAAAGCAGGUAGAAAAAUUCACGUGUAAACCACUCUCAACGCUCGUUACAUCAUCAGGUGCUCCACUUCCAAUAGCUGUACCUAAUAAUCCACUCGUAGAUUUUGCUAUUCAUGCUACAAGACAAUCUGUCACCAAUUAAUGACAGGACACCUGAUGAUAGGUGUCACCGUAAUUUAUACAUAUUUUUUUCUUUUUUCUCUUUCUUUCGUGGUAGUCUAGGUGUACUGGAGACUUCGAUUUCAUUAAUUAGGUAAAUAAAAAUUAUGAAAACUUCCGAUGCAAGUUUCACACUUGGAGUCUCUAUUCUUAAUAACGUGACGAUAUUUUCUUUCUGAUAUAUGUAUAAUGCAGUACAUUAUUGAAUUAGGGAUACUUGCAAUUUAAAGAAUCAUAUUCAAGAGAUCGUGAAAAUUUAUUGUUGUAUUUUUUCGUAUUUAUUACCCGGAGAAAACGGCCUGUGGUGGGUGAAUAAAAAUUUAAUUAUUGGAAUUGUGCAUAAUCCAGGGAGGUUGAAGAAAAUUGAAAAAGGGAAAAAAAUUGAGGAUUGAUACACCAAAAUGCUGUGAUGGAUGUUUAAAUAUGUGAUAUAUUUCAUCUUAGAAAUUUUUAAUCUAAGACGGCAGCUUUUGCGGUAUGUACUAAAAUUGUGAUGAAUUUUUGGAUCGUUUGAAUGAUAAAAUGAUCCUGUCCACAGCGCCGAUUUUAUCUGGGAAAAAAUGUGUGUGUAAAAGUUCUUAGAUGCCAACAAUGUUACUCUAACGUUAGGGGCCAAGUUAAAGUAAACAAUCAGUCAUGAUUUAAGUUGAGAAAUGCUUUUUUUUCGUUCGUGGGAAGAAAACUAGUGAACUCCAUGACGUUAGACGUAAGAAAUUCGUGCUAGAAUGUGUUUAUGCAUCAGUCGUUAAAAUAAUCACUGUUCCUUCAUGAUCAUCAGUGAAAAUGAGGAAAAGUGAGAGAGAAGUCAAUUAUACGACUGAGGAAUUGGGCAAAUGGACUGAGUACUAGACUGUUUGAGAGAGAAAGAAAAAAAAACGUUAUUGAGAGAGAUAGAUAGACAAGACGUCAAGACUAGUUAAGUUAUUAGCAUAAGGUAUUUUCUUCUUCGAUAUUAAAAGAACCGCACAAGGAAGUUACCUCUUGAACCCUCCGAUCGUUUCUAGCCUACUAAAAACAAAAACACUGGUCACAAAUCAUGGACGAGACACAAAGAUUAGUUUUUAAUUGUAAAUGUGCAAUAUUAUAUUCUUUGCGUCUCUACAAAUUGAUUUGGCAUUAUUUUUUUUAUUGUAUAAUAGAUAAAGAACCUUGAAGUUUACGCGUAAACUUCAUAUAUUCAGAGUUUUACAAAAAAUUGAAAAAUACAAAAAAAAGAAAGGCUCAUUGACAAUCGUUGAAAGCUAUCAAUCAAACAUCGAACCAAAUAAUUUGUCCACGGAAGACGUUUGUUCAUUUGUUGCCUCCUCUGUGGACAGAUUAGACUAGCAUUUUUUCUUUGUUUUUCAAUAACAAAUGAAUAAUUAAAGAGUGAAUGUGAGUUGUGAUCUCUUUUACAGUAAUUGUAAGAUCGUAACUGUUACUGUGUGCUAUACUAAUCAUCGAGAUUGGAUUUUUGCAUUUUGUUUUUAAUUCAGGAAGAUGCAAAUGAGACUGCACUUUAUUUAUUUUUAUUUCUCAUCGCAAGUAAUUUCACUUCUCUUCAAUU
This is a messenger RNA of Diachasma alloeum, 2976 nucleotides long. Its product is annotated as SIN3-HDAC complex-associated factor. Lineage: Eukaryota; Metazoa; Arthropoda; Insecta; Hymenoptera; Braconidae. The coding region runs from base 274 to 1413 and encodes 379 amino acids. Gene Ontology annotation, biological process: negative regulation of cell migration. The transcript has 6 exons. The record is from RefSeq and is a predicted model, not a curated record.